Molecule: messenger RNA, 1658 nt
Organism: Spea bombifrons (plains spadefoot toad)
Lineage: Eukaryota; Metazoa; Chordata; Amphibia; Anura; Pelobatidae
Gene: CKAP2L
Product: cytoskeleton associated protein 2 like
Exons: 6
Coding region: 61-1617 (518 amino acids)
Cellular component (GO): mitotic spindle; cytosol; centrosome
Source: RefSeq, a predicted model, not a curated record
CCAGUUACAAUAAAGUCAUUGGAUAAUCAUGGAAAGCCGCAAGCACAGAAAUCUUCAUGUAUGGUGGCCUCAACUUCAAGAAACCCCAGCAGAGAUUUUAGCCUUAAGAAAAAGGCGUCCUGGCAUAAUGAAAUCUCAAAAUCCCUCCAUCCUGUGACAUCAAAGCUAGAGAGCCACCCCGUUCACAGGGCUGAAAGUACGAAGACUUGCACAGCAUCCAUGCAAAACCGUGCUGCGGGAAAAACCAUCCAUGUUAAUUCUGCCAGGACAACAUCUUUACAUGCUAAGGUUUCCCAUAGCAUACAGACAGCAGCAGCAAGCUGCCCUGUAACAAAAACAUGCUCGCAUUUGCAUAAGCCUGUAGGCAGACCACAGAAUUCCUCUGCCCUGACCAAACCUGCUACCAUACAGCACGGCACUGGCAACACGGCCAAAACAUCACUUAACAACCAUACAACCAGGACAAUCAAUAAACAAUCUGCCAAAGAGCAGGUGGCAAAGUCUUCCCACGGCACGGUGCCUCCCCGGCUCCAGAACACAACUAAUCUUUGGCACAAACAGAAAGCUGAUGCUGUAUCUUCAAGUAUGAAAACGCCAAGCGGCAAGAGAACCAACUCACUGCAUAAAGCCUCGGUGAUGAACGCUGCCGGUAGUUCCACAUCUGUCCAUCUGUCCAACAUGCAAGGAAGCGAUGAAAUGAGCAACCGAUACACAACACCCAAGACUGCUGCAGAAGAUCGCAAGCGACGGUUAGAAGAGUGGCUUCUCACUAAAGGGAAGACCUACAAGCGCCCCCCCAUGACCAUGCCUCCCAAGAAGCCUGACAAAAGCAAGACGCCUGGAAUUCAGAGCAGCUUUCUGUGGGCUGAAAUAGAGGAAGAAGAGGAGCUGCUGCUGCUGUCCCAAAGAAUAAACGCCACCCUUAGUGAGUGCCUGGAGCUCAUCAACAAGGGUGCACCCUCACAGGAUAUCCAUUCUGCCUUAGGCAAGAUCCCCCACGCUAAGAAGUUUGCCAAGUUUUGGGUGUGUAAAGCCAGGCUCAACGAGAGAGAGGGCAUCUUUGAUGUCAUUGACUUAUACGAGCAGGGGGUUAAAUCCGGAGCUCAGCCAAUGAAUGAACUGCGAGAUGCCAUAUUUGAUAUUAUGAAGUCUACAAGCAAAAAAUCUAAAGCAGUCACAUUUGGGCCUCUGCCCAGUAAGGAACGUGUUCCAGUGAAUGAAGCUCUAGAACAUUCUAGAUGUCCGAUCAGUACAAGCGUGAAGAAAAGAAGAGAUGAAGGAACACCGUGCGGCCGCCUAACCACCAGUGAGCAAGGCUCUGCAAUCAAGUUCCAGGUUUCUCGUGUUUCCAGCAUAAAGAAGGAAACCGGCUGCCAGGAAUGGAAACGCCUGACGCCUGUGCGGAGAUCUGUGAGGAUCAGUGAGGCAAUGCCUCGCUACCCAGAGGUUCUGAAGGAGCACGACACGGUGGUGGCCUCCCUCGGGGAACUUCUGGACAUGGCAGAUACGGAUGCUGUCCUGUACACAAGGAACGAGGCUCUGCCUGAUGAGGCUGACGAGGAUCUUCUGGAUAUGAUAAAUCAGGACCGCUCUGAGCUUAAGGAGGAACCUGUGUGAUCUCUUGGCUGGUAACGUGAAGUGCCCUGUGUAUUCUCUAG